AUGGAUUCAUUUGAUUUGUUUUUCUGCAAUGAUAAUGCCGAAUUUUUGAACGACACAUGGCCUGAAAACCUUUGGCUACCACCUCCUAUGGAGAAACCCGCAACACCACCUACUUCUCCCCAGCAGAAACCAAAAAACAACACAGCCCACAACAUCAUUGAACGGCGAUACCGGAACAAUAUCAAUGAUCGCAUCAGUGAGCUCAAAGAUGUGGUUCCUGCCUUACGCCAUGCCAAAGUAGGCAAGAAGCGAAAGGCAAGCAGCAGCAGCGAUCCUGAUGAACAAGAGGAAUACAUUGAUGGCGUUGCAGUGGCAACCAAGCUCAACAAGGCCACCAUCCUCAAAAAAGCGACCGAUUACAUUCACCAUCUCAAAUACACCAACGACCAGUUGCAGCAAGAAAAUGUCUUGUUGCAGCAAUGUCUACAACGGUUGCCAGGAGGAUCAUCCGCCUUUACACAAUUCCAAGCAUAUAAGCUGCAGCAGCAACAACAACAACAGCAACCCACGUCUACUACGACGACUUUACCAUUUGCCACAGCAUCAUCAUCAUCGUCAUCAUCAUCAUCCUCACCAUCCGUUUCUACUACCACUUUUAUGGCACUCUUUUUGUGCAUGUCAUUUUCCCUUCCUGGUAGUCAAUCCGCCAACCACACUGCAACUAGCACCGUGCCAUCGGAUGGUGGCAGUGGUGGAGGUGGAGGUGGUCUUUCAGUGAUGCGAUUGUUGUUGCUUAUCCUCAUUGGAUUAUUUUUACUUUUCCCACACCAUUCGCACAAGCACAAAGAACACCCAAAAUAUACUGAUACCCUUCCUCAACGCUUUUUACCAUGGCAUGUGUUCCUUCAAGUUUUACGUCUUGUCAUUCGGCACAUGGUGGGCGUUGAUAUUCAUAGCACAACGCCAUCGUCACAAGAACCCAGCUGGCUGGAUACUUGGAUUCACAAUGACAAUGAUCCUGAUGACGACCAUGAUGAUGAUGAUGAUGCAAGCCAUAGCAACAACAACAACAAGAAGGAAAGCCAAUUGGCCCGUGUGUAUGUAUGUGUCCGCAUGAUUAAUUUAGCCGAGACGAUGGAUGCAGUUGACAUGGUGCAAGUGUAUGCAACAGCUGCUUUACGCAUUGACCCAGUCUCAAGAUGGAUAGCACGUUACUUGUGGCGACUUGCCAUGUAUGAAAUGACCGAAGACCAUCCUUUGCACUCCUUGACAUGGGAUGUUCACCAUCAAGCGGAUGAUGAUGCCAUGUUGGAUACGAUGCUCGAUUCUCAAGCGUGGGCUGAGACAUUGGCUCAUACACGACCCACAUUACAGCGUCUUGCGAGUCUUCAUUUACUUGAUAAUCUUCGUACAGAAUUUGCUCGACUUGUUAUUUCCAUCACAUCACCACCCACAUCGACGACCACGCAUCCUUUCCAUCCUCUUUUAAUGGCAGCCACUUCUUUAUCAUCAUCAUCAUCAUCUACGACAACAACUACAUGGCUUGCUGCUGUUGGUGUAGCUGUGGAAGCAUUAUGGCGAUCCGAUGCGAGUCAAGCACAUGAAGCCAUUGCACUGGUUCAAAAAACGGCGCGAACGACACUAGGUCACAAGAUGGUCCAUAUGCUUUCAGGGGCUAUGGCGAUGAUUGAUGAUGGCGAACAACAUCAAGAUGAUACCGAAACAGCCGUACAACGACUCCUUGAAGCAGAAGCGACACAACAGUAUAUGAAACGUGUCGUACGACGACGUCGUGUACAAGGCCUUGAUAGUGAAGUCCUUGCCUUGGCAGAGUUUGUUGUAUGCCUUGCUGGUUUACAAGCAUGGAUCGAUGUUUGGCGACAUCAUGCAUGGGCAGCUUCACAUGUUAAGGAUUUAUCACUUACUUUGCGCCGUAUGAUGCGUUGCUCAUCCCUUGAAAAGUUACCUACCCAUCAAGUGCUUGUGGAUCGUCUCUCACGUCUCGGCAAUUUCGCUGGUCAUCCCGUGGAUGAUGACGAAGAAGAAGAUGAUGAUGUGGAUGAACAACAACUCGAUUGUCAUGCUGAUAAAGCCAUCGCCAUCUUACAUGGUUUCAUCUAG
Messenger RNA from Lichtheimia ornata, 2061 nucleotides. RefSeq lists its product as uncharacterized. Gene Ontology annotation, molecular function: protein dimerization activity. Lineage: Eukaryota; Fungi; Mucoromycota; Mucoromycetes; Mucorales; Lichtheimiaceae. The transcript has 2 exons. Bases 1 to 2061 code for a protein of 686 amino acids. The record is from RefSeq and is a predicted model, not a curated record.